Molecule: messenger RNA, 1092 nt
Organism: Suillus fuscotomentosus
Lineage: Eukaryota; Fungi; Basidiomycota; Agaricomycetes; Boletales; Suillaceae
Exons: 8
Coding region: 1-1092 (363 amino acids)
Source: RefSeq, a predicted model, not a curated record
AUGUCGCAGUCUCCGAGUCCUUCUGACAACAAUUCACCUAAUGCGACCCAUAACGCUCUCAAACGGCGCAUUGCUGCUCUAGAAGAGCAAAAUGCUGAGCUGCAGGGAGAAAGCCAUCGCAACAAAAGCCAUGGUGAUAUAUAUGUCCCUGCUGGCCGAGCCAUCCGGCGCCUCAUGAGCUUAACUGACAGGGUUGAGGACCUUAUCGGAGAGCACGAUCGAAGGAGCGCUCUAUGUGAUGAAGAUGACCAACACACGGAAGAGGAGGAACGAACCUAUCAGUCAUUUCAACAGCUACUUCGCUGGGUUCCAUGUGUCCGCAGCCUUAUCAACUCUCAAAGUGACGGAUAUCAGCUCAACGUUGCUUAUCAAAAACUCAAUAAAGGUGCCGAUUCAGCACGGGGCGAUGAUGCUAGUUCUUUGAAGAAAACAGUGGCUUCGUGGCUCAAUGAGAGCCGUCCUACCCCCAACCCACCAAUCUCCUCAGUCGACAAGUCCGGACGUGGAUUUUAUCAUGAUGCGACCGGGGAACUUCUAUGUCCUGUGGAUUUCCAUUGGGCCAAUCCAAGCCAUAGAACGAAGGAAGGGAUCCGAAACUACGAACCUGACUUCCAAGUCACUGCCCAUUCAUGGCCAGCAUUCUUGUAUAGUAACGGCAAAUACGACCCUGACGACCCGACGAAAGGGCUGUUCAAAAGUGCUUGGCUCGUCAGGACUUUCAAACAUAUUUUUACAUCCCCCAGCUCUGCUGGGGAGAUACGACCUGACGAAGAAGAACCCCUGGGCUACCAGGAAUCAUCGCACAAGCGGUCUAGGACCUCAGGUGAACGGCGCACCCGGUCCAACAUUGCGACAAUAUUAGGAAUGCGCUCAGUUCAACCGCGAGCUAUCGCCUAUUCAGCAGUCCAAUUUUACAUCUACAUCAUCGACUACUUCGAGCAUCCACCUACAUCUGCCGCCAAAGCCUCCAUCGACACUCUUCUUGUUUGGUGGAACAGAAAGGUAUUUGGGGCUCGCAAUGUGUCUACUUACUUGCCUCAGAAUGUAGUGCAAUACUCUGUUGCUAACACUUCUGCCAGACGCUGCCAGUGA